AUGUCAUGGCAUCAUGGUGACACAGAACUGAGAUCUGGUGCCAUGCAUUUGGCUCUCUGCAGGUUAGAGUAGAUCAAAAGACCUUUUGGGCUGGUCACCAAAGACUGUAAGGGAAUGAGUUGUCUCUUUUAGCUGUGUCCCCAGAAAGUUUUCUCUGCUGUCUCAAAUCGGCAUCCACCCUUACCGAUAAAAUAUCACACCCUCCUGCCAUACUACCUAAACGCACACCUUAAGUAAAGUGGAUUCCGGACGCUUGUUUAAACACAGCCUAUAAAGGCCCUCUAAUGCAUUCAUAUAACUGGAACAUUUAAACAACCUUUAUCUAGGUAUGAAACUGUUAUGAUAGACUGAAUUGCCGACCUUUGUACAAAUGCAAACAGUACACAUUGUUUAACUACCAUGGGAUAUCCCAGUGCCGUCACUGUGACCCAUAUAUCCCUAAGUCACAUGUGACUUAAGAGUUACCAGACAGUUUUUCAAAAUUCUGUGUUCUCCUUUCAUACAAUAUAUCAAAUAUCCCCUGAUUCACAAUACUCAAAACCUGAUUAAUUAAAGAGAGAAUGGAUAAUCUGCACAGUACAUUUGCAUUUUAUUUCUACCAUGUGUGAUCUGUACUAUGCGGAACAAAAUACUGGUACAUUUCUAGGUUUCUAAAUGGAUUAAACGCUACAUUGCUGCUAUUAGGUCACUCAUUCCAUUGUCAUUCUUUCUCUUGGACAUACAGACACCUUGACAUCUCACGUGACAGGCUGUCCAGUUAUUACAAGUUCAAACUGACUCGGAAAGUGCUAAGCCUUUUUGUGCAGAACCUGGAAGAUCUUGUCUCAUUGGAUAUCUCUGGUCACCUGAUGUUGGAAAACUGUGCAAUUUCCAAGAUGGAUGACGAACUCGGUCCUCCCAGGUAAGAUUAAGGGGGAAAGGAGAGGUCAUGGUAUUAGCAUACCUAGGGAAAACAAUGAUGUAUACUGAAAAUAGUAUUCUGCAGGUUGUAGAUAGGCCUUUAAUAUUUAGCAAUGAUAAUUUGUCACACCCGUGAACCAUAGGAAAGCUUUUUGUGUGACAGGAUAUUGAGCUUCUAGCUUUAAGCAAUGUAUACCAUUGAAAUAUGUUAGUAAAAUCCUAGCACAAUCAAAAGACACACGUGAGACAAAGUAGGGGCUGCUUUGUUUCAUGCACAUUUGGAAAAUUGCAAAACAAGAUUAAGAUAUUGAUUAAAGGGACACCAUAGUGACAAAAACAACUUUAGCUUAAUGAAGCAGUUUUGGUAUAUAGAUCAUACCCCUGCAGUAUCACUGUUCAAUUCUCUGCCAUUUAGGAGUUACAUCACUUUGUUUGUGCAGCCCUAGCUACACCUCCCAGCAUGUGACUUACAGAGCCUUCCUAAACAUUUCCUCUAAUGAGUCAUGUAAUGUUUAUACUUCCUUUAUUGCAAAUUAUGUUUACUUUAAAAAUGUCUUCUCUCCUGCUCUGUUAAUAGCCUGUUAGACUCUGCAGGAGCCUUCUGUAUGUAAUUAAAAUUCAAUUUAUAGAGCAGGAGAUAUAAACUUCAAAACUAAGUUAGAUCUGACUGAAAAUGAAACCAUUUUUUUUCCAUUCAGGCUGUGUCAGUCACAGCCUGGGAAGGUGUGGCUAGGGCUACGUAAACAGAAAAAAAAAAAACAGAUUUGAUUCCUAAAUGGCAGAGAAUUGAGCUGUGAAACUGCAGAGGCAUGGCCUAUACACACAAACUGCUUCAUUAAGCUAAAGUUGUUUCGGUGACUAUAGUGUUCCUUUAAAUACUGGCUGUCUGGUCAUGUCCAUUAAGCUGUAGCUGCUUGGAAUAAGGAUCUUCCUGAGUGAUGUAGAUACCUGUCAAAGUAAAAAAAAAAAUUGUAUUUUUUUAUUUUUAACAUGCAGCAAUAUUUGAGCCUUGAGGCAAGAUAUUUUUUUAUAUUUCUUGCGAUUUAUCAUCUGUAAUUAACUUUUGAGUUUGCAUAACCCUUGAAUAUAAUUUUUUUUUUUUUCACUUUUAGUAUUGAACCCUCUAAGAGCAGCAUCAUUCCUUUUCGAGCUUUGAAAAGACCUCUGCAAUUCCUUGGUCUCUUUGAGACCUCCCUCUGCAGUUUGACACAUAUCCCAUCCUACAAGGUAAUUACUCGCUUGAUUUCUACACUAUUAAUAUGGGACAACAUUCAACAUGCACCUAUGACGCUUUAUGGCGAUACCAAAUGAAAGCAGAAUGUUUAGAAAAUAUAGGACAGCAUUUUCAAAAGCCACUUAGAGAAACACUGACGCCUAACUUUUUGCUCUGUUUUUCAUAGGUGAGCGGGGAUAAGAAUGAGGAGCAGGUGCUAAAUGCCAUCGAGGCAUACACAGAACAUCGUCCUGAGAUAACGUCUCGUGCCAUCAACCUCCUCUUUGACAUUGCUCGUAUAGAAAGGUGCAACCAGCCACUGCGAGCUCUACAGGUAGGAGAACCUUUGCUGUAAUUUGUGCAAAAUGCACGGAAUUAAGAUGGGUGUUUUUAGCUUGCUAAAAAGGUACCAACAAAAAUAAGGAUGGAGUUUUAAUUUAAUCUCCGUAUCACAGACAGUAAAAAGUUAAUCAUCAUAUUGACAGAUCGAGAACUUCGUUUCAUUGUAAAGAUGAACAAGAUUAAUUUCUACAAUCUCGCCUAUGUUUCUCUCUCUCUCUCUCUCUCUCUCCAGCUGGUUAUUGCUGCUCUGAAGUGUCAUAAAUACGACAAAACUAUUCAGGUGACUGGAAGUGCCGCACUAUUCUACCUGACCAAUUCUGAGUAUCGAGCUGAGCAAAGCAUUCGACUCAGGCGGCAGGUCAUCCAAGUGGUGCUAAACGGCAUGGAGUCUUACCAGGAAGUGACAGUAAGCAUUUGUACAUCUCUAGUUUUCCUACUGCUUUUCAAACUACAUGCUCUGAUGACCAAAGUAAGCCAUCUUUCUCUUUAGGUGCAAAGAAACUGCUGUCUCACACUUUGUAACUUCAACAUCCCAGAAGAGCUGGAGUUCCAGUAUCAACGGGUUAAUGAGUUACUGCUAAACAUCCUCAUACCAACCCGGCAAGAUGAGUCCAUUCAACGCAUUGCUGUCCAUCUCUGCAAUGCCCUCGUCUGCCAGGUGGACAAUGAUCACAAGGAGGCUGUCGGCAAGAUGGGUUUUGUCAUGGUAAGCGUAGAUAAAGGGGAAAUUGCAUUUGAGACAGCGUCACUGACAAUGGCAACCAGUGCAAGAGCAUCGCUGUUGAGGGAUCAGGAUUCACAGCAGAUGAAAAACAGUCAACUUAAAUGGGUGAUAAAUCCACAACUGCGUGUCCCCUUUAGUGAGUGAGGUCUGCCUUAACAACAAACUACUGAGUAAAUCAAUUUUGCUUAUUCCUUCUCUUCCUUAGACUAUGCUGAAACUGAUACAGAAGAAGCUACAGGAUAAAAUGGUGCGUAUUCUAAUGUUUAAUCACAGUUUACAUUUCAUGGUAACAAUAUUUUUUCACCUACAUACAAAAUGUAGGCUCAGUCUGUAAUGUAUCUAUCCGUUUUCUUUUCUAAAUGAACUCUUUCUGGGUUGUGUUUACUGAUUCUAUUUAGAAAUCUGUGGCAAUGGAUCCUUUUGUCAGUUCACAAAUGACUGGAGUCCAUAUCUUCUCUGUCUCUUUUUCCUUCCGGUAGUGUGACCAGGUUAUGGAGUUUUCUUGGAGUGCUUUGUGGAACAUUACAGACGAGACCCCAGAUAAUUGCGAGAUGUUCCUCAACUACAGUGGCAUGAAGCUAUUUCUCGAGUGCCUAAAAGUGAGUGGUCUAUCCAAACAUAUUUUAUGGCAAUGUACCCUUUGGGUAGCAGUUUGCUAAUUGCAAAAUGUGGGUAAUACCGUCAAAAUUGGCACACAAAAAAGUGUACUCCUUAAAGACUGUAUUCAAAUUUGACGGUAAUUGCUGACCAAUUAUAAGCAAUUUUGGUCAUCUGAAAAAUAAUAUAUACUUCAAGACAUAGUUUAGCAAUUUGUCUGUGUAACACGUCAAAUUCCAGGGCUGCCAAGCCCCAACUCUGGAUUCAGUCUUUUAAACUCUUGGAUAUAUUGAGUCAAUGUUGGGACCAUACAGUCCAUGUAGUGGUUAUAGUGCUAUGCAUCAAAGAGCAGUGGAAGUCUGAAAGUUGUUUUUCAGAAAACCAGCACAUAGACUCAUAACACCAUAACCACCACAGUGAACUGUGGUUUAAGUAUGGUUAAUUUCCAUCUAGAAGAAAGAAAAUGCUUGAAUUUACUGAGCCAAAACAGCCUUUCCAGAGGGGGAAAAAACUGUAUUACUAGAAGCUUCUAUAUUGUCAGCCCAUCAUACCCACCCUGUUGAUAAUAUUGGUGCUUUAUACCUAAACAUCUGAAUUCAAAUGCAUCAUCUGUCUACUUUUCAAUUCUAGGAGUUUCCUGAGAAGCAAGAACUUCACCGCAACAUGCUGGGGUUGCUGGGAAAUGUGGCUGAAGUGCGUGAACUUCGUCCACAGCUAAUGACAUCACAAUUCAUCAGUGUGUUCAGGUAGGUUCACAGCCUUAACAGCAAACUUGCUAUUUGACGUUUUAAUGAUGCAGACGUAAUGUUUAUUGGGACUUGUCAUUUAUUGCAUCUGGUGAUUUGACAACUUUGCAUUACAAAUUGUAGGCUGAAAUAGCUAAACAAAAAAAAAAUAUUAAGGAAAAAUCGCAAACGCAACUUGGCUGAAGAUAUUGUUUUCCAACUUUUAUUUCCCUUAGGUUUUGCACAUUAUUAGUAAACAUUCUUAUUGUUUUAUUGUACUGAAGAGACCUUCUUGUGUUUCUCUUGGCAGUAACCUCUUGGAGAGUAAAGCAGAUGGCAUUGAGGUGUCUUAUAAUGCUUGUGGUGUCCUGUCACAUAUCAUGUUCGAUGGUCCCCAAGCGUGGUUCAUUGGAGAGCCAACCCGCCAGGAGGUGGAAGAACGAAUGUGGAAAGCCAUCCGGAGCUGGGACAUCAGUUCCAGAAGAAACAUUAACUACAGGUGAAAAUAGCAACAUUCUGUCUAUAUAAAAUGUGGUCCUGUUGCCAUUUUCUUUUAAUUUUUAACUUAACCGCAGCUAGUGCCAUUUAAGCACACAUCCACAUUUCUGUGCUAUGUACAAAACAAGCAAGGGAUGCUAAAAAUAUAAAUCAAGUAUGCAUUCUUUCGUAAUUUAAUUACAUGUUUAAAUAUGGAGCCCUAUAAAAACAUGACAGUAAGAAACUUGGUGGAAAGGGCACAUGUUUCAACAUCAACUCCUCCUCUAUUGUUCUUGUGUCCUUGUUUACAGGAUUGUUCUUUGUGAUUGGUCAUCAGAAUGACUCUACCUUUUACACACACACACACAAGCACGCAUCAGUGCUUGCUUUGACUUUUUGCUAUACAAGUUCAGUGAAGGUUAUUAUAUUAAAUGUGUACUGCACUCUCCAUAUAGCCGAGAGCUACACUCUUCAGUCGCUCAACAUUCUAAUAGAGGGGAGGUAGAUGUUGGCAGCUGUGUCCGUCCCAAAGAUAUCAAAACAUCUUUAUUGUCAUUAUUAUUAUUAGCAUUUGCAUAGCACCAACAUAUUCGGUAGCGCUUUACAAUUUUGAAAGGGGAGAUUUAGAAGUGAAGAUGGUCCUACUCAAAGCUUUGUCUAUGAAGAUUUAAUGGAGGUUAGAUGUCUUGCCCAGGGACACGAGCUGGUGAGGUGAUCUGACCAAUGUUUGUUUCAUUGACCAGCUUUAGUUUGUAGUUUUUCUCCCUCAAUAAAAUUAAUGGAAAUGUUUUUGAGAAAGUUAGGCCAUCACGCAGACUUUGUGUAUUCUAUAUUCUGUAUCAUCCAUAAGACACAUGAUGAUAUUUUUCAGAUUUAAUCUAUAUACUGUUUUAGAAAAAUCUUCAAAAACUGUAUAGGUUGAAAGAUGUAUACAUAUAGUAAACCUGUCCUCCAAAUUUAUGUUGAUUAUAAGCUCAUAUUCAGGUAGAUAUGGAUAAUAUAUAUAUAUAGACUCUGAUGGCAAAACAACCAUAAAAUGUAUAAAUUAAAAGAUAUACUCAUCUAGAGUUUACACACUAAACUAAAUGUAAGUUGUAUUCCUAAUUUCUUAGUGUUCACAGCACUGUCUGCAUAACCGCGAAACCCAGGGAGGUCACAUAAAAAAAAAAAUCACUGAUUAAGAUUUAAUUCUAUACAUAUGCUUGCAAAAUGUGCAGAUGAAAGCAUAGUCAUACGCAGGAGUGUUGAGCAGCUCAACAGAGGAAGUGUCAUUGCAAGCUUUUAAUAUAACAUAUUUCUAUCUGUGUCCAUACAUUUGUUGAUGCCAUUGUACAGAUAAAAUAAGAGCCCUGUAAAGCAGGUCUCUGUCAUAAAUUCAUUAAAGAGUCCCUUUGAUGGGCUAUUUUUAUUUGUCGUUUUCGCAAAUCUGGUAUGUUAGCAAUUGCUAGAAUCUAUUUUUUUUCCUGCAGAUCAUUUGAGCCCAUUCUUCGGCUCCUCCCCCAAAACGUAUCUCCAAUCAGCCAACACUGGGCAACCUGGGCACUUUAUAACCUUGUCUCUGUAUAUCGUAAGUAUCACAACCAGGAGAUGUUACAGUCACGUACUAGACUGACAAUGUCUACAUUUUGCCAUGACAGCUUUUGGGAGGCUGUUUCCAGGGAUGCUUUGCAAGCGGUACAGUACUAACCUUUUUGCAAUCCAACCUUUGUGAACAGUUUCCAUGAUGGUCUGUCAGUUUUGCUGCAGAGGACCAUUGAAACUGUAGUCCACAACAGCUGGAAUGCCAAUGUUUAACAACAUAUGAAUGGAGUGAGCAUUGAUGUUACAGAUUCCGUUGUAACAUCUCACUAUUCCUUGUUGGAAUAGGUAGGAAUUGGUCAGGCCUAUCAAAGUACAGUGUUUGAUGAGUUUCUUUAUCUUAGGCAUUUAGUGUCUCUAUAAAGAAACACAGUAGAGUGUUAAAUCACAAGUUAAUCCAGGUGCAUACACCAUAGAGAAGAAGAUCCAUAACAAAUGUCCUACCAAACAUGCCGACACAGAACUUCUGAUAAAAUGCUCCAGGGCCUGUCUUUUCUCCCCCUGUUCUGGCAAGAAAAGGUCCCACCACCUCUUUAUGGUUCCAAUGCGUGGAAGACCUUUGCUCCAUUGAGGAGCUUGUCCUUAGUGCAGAGGAACGCCAGCAGUCCUAUUUAGACCCACUGGCUGCUAUCCAUUGGUACAGUUGAAUUCCAAGCCAUGCUGACAUGAGAACCUAAUUGUACCAUCACUACUAUACAGAUAGAGCUGAAUGUGUGGGGGAGAUUUUUAUAGAAAGACACAGUUCACUAAUUUGGUGCACUAAUGGUUUAUAGGGUUGUUGGUUAUAUAUAGCGACAAUUUGGUAGGAGUAUGUUUUACACAAGUAACUACAUGUAACCUGCCUUUGUAUCUAACCUGGAAACUCAAUAAACAUUGAUUUACACAAUAAAAAUGCUCCAGGGCCAGAAACGACAUAGACCUACUAUUUACAAUCUGUGAGUGUGCUUAUUACAUUUCUAGUUAUGUGUUACAUUACUGCCACUGUAUAGUUUUCAACAUGGAGCAAUAAAGUCUUGUCAUUUUUAAACUGGUAAUCUGCUUUGGUGGUAUUUCCAGUUUCUGGCACUGGAGCAUUUUCUUGUAUUUUGUAAAAAGAAAAAAAUAUAUAGUAAUUUUGCCUAAAGAAACAGGAUCCGUCUUACUAACGUGAUGUGUCUUUACUGUACUACAGCAGACAAAUACUGUCCAUUGCUGAUCAAGGAAGGAGGGCUCCCUCUGCUGGUAGAUCUUGUCAACAUGCCUUCAUCCCACCAAGAAACAAAGGAUAUGGCCAGGUACUGUAGCUGGCUGGAAAAUGAAAUGUAAAAUGUAGUUGCAGACAGCUGGUUUUCAAUAUAGUCAGGAUAGUUCUUUAAAUGUAGCAACUGACACACUGGAAAAAAAGACUUGAUCCAUGACCAAUCAGACAUUGGCUGUUGUCUCUGUACACAUGAACUCUGCAUGUUGUGGCCUAGUUCCGGGUGCGCUCAUAGGCUGGUAAGUGUGGCGUCAUUAAAGUGUAUUUGAGGCACUGAUUGAAGGCAAAGCAGUGUGGUAGUGCUGGUCACAGUGGGUUAGUUUGUUACUGGAGAUGACUGCAAAUAGAGGACUUUAUAAAGGACUGGGACACUUUAUUUGUAUAAGUGUCACUCCCAUAGGGUUCCAUAGGGCUUGUGGAAAUGGAAUAUUGACUCACUGUGACUUUUAAAUGUACAAGAUUAAAAAAAGCAAUGCAAAUACCAGUGAUGAUUAUAACCUUUUUUAUUUUUUUAAAGUUAUUUUCUUUUCUUCUAAAACUAAUCCAAAACCUGCAACUCUGGGGGUAUUAUUAGAUUACGGACAGCUAGUAGCUAUUGUAGAGAACUUGUCACCAAAAGUUACUUCCCAACAUUACCAUGUAUUUUUACACUAGAUGUGUAUAUGUACCAAGAUAUCCCGCAGUGCUGUACAAUAGGUAAAAAGGACAAACAGUUAUGGUGAUUCUAACAGUACAUUAUUGUCAUUUAUAUAGCGCCAACAGACUCCGUAGCGCUUUACAAUAUACAAUAUAUAGGGCAUUUGGUUAUCUAGUAACAUACGCCUUUUUCUCUCCCUUUAAUUUAGGAAGUAAUUAAUUCCAUUUUCUGUUUGUUUUUUUCAGGAAAGUCCUUGAACAUUGCAGUAAUUAUAAUGAAGAAAGUAUGGACACAGCACUAUAG
Molecule: messenger RNA, 8733 nt
Organism: Pelobates cultripes (western spadefoot toad)
Lineage: Eukaryota; Metazoa; Chordata; Amphibia; Anura; Pelobatidae
Source: the annotation of a GenBank genome assembly